Bombyx mandarina (wild silkworm) is the source of this 792-nucleotide messenger RNA. RefSeq lists its product as uncharacterized. The record is from RefSeq and is a predicted model, not a curated record. NCBI's taxonomy places the organism in Eukaryota, Metazoa, Arthropoda, Insecta, Lepidoptera, Bombycidae.
CGACACACAUUACUUGUGUAUACCAUUUAAAGAUGAAAUAUUGUGAGUUGUUUGUCGCGCUCGGUGUUGUGUUUCUGAUGCUGAUUCAAGACUACAACACAGUAACUGCGGCGCCUGAGCCCUGCUUCAGUUUCCACCACUUUCCACGCCGUCAAACCACUGAAGCUCCGAAAACAGAAGAACCGACUACACAAGCUGAACCGAUAAAAGAGAAGAAAGUGAAGAAAUUGGAAAAACUUGUACAAAAUUGGUUGACGGCCCCUUGGAGCUCAUCCGGCUGGGAAAUGCAAGAAGCUCCAGAGCAGUCAAGGAAUAUGUUCGAUACUUUCAUUUCCAGUUACAUCAAUUUUAUAGCUUACCUGUUUAAUAUGUUUUGAUAAUUUAUAACGAUCGUUAUUUCAUCGAUCAAUCUUUAUUCGUAGCUUAUCAAUAUUUACUGAAAUACUUAUUUUUGUUACGAAAUAAAUAAUGCUCUCAGUAUUGCAAGUCAUGUACCUCCCAGCUAGUCCAUUUUUUGUACAGUUUUAUAAAAUCUAUUCUUAAGUACACUAUAAUUACUCAAUAAAAUAUAAAAACCCAAUUAAUUUUAAUUCAUUUUAUUGACUCAUUUCACAACUUAAAAUGAGAAACAGAUUUACUGUACAAUAACAAUCACAAUCAUACAAAACAUUAGGGCUACUACAUCGAAUGUUAUUGUACAGUAAAGCUUUACAUUCACGUCCCAGCACACGGUGCCAGACCGAUAACAAAACAUUAAAUAAUUACAUACAUCAAUUCUGAGCGUAAUCCCCA